GAUUGCACUUCAAUGAGAACCAGCAGAUCUAGUACUACUCGAGCUAAUAAGGAGCUUCAGGAGAUGCCGUCGGUGAAGAAGAAGCUUCGAUCGGAACGUCCUCGCCGCCGACGAACUCGUAUAUCUCCUGUUGUAGUAUGGAAUCGGAAUAUUGGUUUUGAAGAUAAGAAUUCUGGUUUUGCUUCGUUUUCAGUGGAUUCGAGUUCGUGCUCCUACUUCGGUGGUGAUGUUUCGUGCCAAUCGAGUCGAGUUUCGGUUGGAUCGGAGAGUAAGGGGAAGUCGAUUCUUCGGAAGCGAGAGUUCUGUGAGCCUGCGGUGAAAUCGUGCUGUGACGUUGAAGCUUCGGAGGUCUCUGAAUUUUCUUGCGUGGAGUCGAAUCAGAAUUGUGGUGCUGGCAAUGAAGUUUCGGAAGAUGGAAGGUUGAUGAAGUUGAAGAUUAAGAGAGCGAAAGGGAAUGAAAUUGUGGAGGAAUUAGAAGGAAGUAGAGAAAGAGAGGAAGAUUCUAAGGCCGUGAUUUCAGCUUCUUGCAUUAUACAACUUUCUGGCAAUGGAAAUCUCAACAUUUCGAAGGAAAAUGAAGUUGUUUCGUGUAUUUCAGCUUCGGAAUCGUGUUUCGAAGCGAAUAGAGGGGAGAAGACGAAGCAAGAUAUCAGCACCGCACAGAAAUUGGAGUUCGGCGGCGUUUCGGGAAAUUGUUUGGAUAACAAUUUUACAGUUUCGAACUCCGAAUCGACCAUAGACCAGAGGCCGGAGAUCAGCUUCGGCAUUACCUCAGACCUUGCUUGUGCUGAGCAAUACUCCGAUACAGAAGUUUCGUCAACUCACGAAACUGCAUGCUCUGAGCUUCAAUCGGAGAUUUUCCUCGACACUUCCGACCUCGAUUUCUCUGAUUACACACCAUCGAUGUUAGAUUCUGGAAGCGAAUUCUCUGAGAAAUCAGAAGGCGAUUCAGCUUCUUCAAUUACUUUCGCGUUGCUCAUUCAGUACAGAAAUGUAUUUUUCAGAUCAACAUCUGCGCAAGAUGUCGAACUCGAUUCGAACUAUCAGGAAGAGUACAUAGACCAGUCCAGAUACGCGAGAUUCGAAGACGAAGCCGAAGAGGAGAGCUACCAGAUGUUGAGAAACAGAGAAAGGAGGCGCGUGGUUUUACGUGACUACAUAGAGGAAUAUUCCUCCACGACGGAUUACGGCAAUCUUAUCCUCCAUCAGCGGCGUAAAAUGAUCCGCUGGAUAAUCGGGCGCUGCCAGGAAACAGAUCUUCAGCAAGAGACAACGUUCCUAGGAGUUUGCUUACUUGAUCGAUUUCUAAGCAAAGGGUUCUUCAAAAACAAAAAGAUCCUUCAAAUAGUUGGUAUAGCUUGUCUUGCACUGGCCACUAGAAUGGAAGAAAACCAGCCCUAUAACAGCGUUCGGCAAAAAAAUAUUUCAUUUGGAAACGAUACCUACAGCAGAUGCGAAGUUGUUGCCAUGGAAUGGCUAGUACAGGAGGUUCUCGACUUCCAGUGUUUCCUGCCCACCAUCUACAAUUUCCUAUGGUUCUACUUAAAAGCCGCCGCAGCUGACGAAGAGGUGGAGAAGAGGGCCAAGUACUUGGCAGCACUGCUGCUCCCGGACCGUGUGCAGAUGUACUUUAUGCCCUCAACAGUUGCAGCUGCAGUGGUAAUCCUGGCCUGUUUAGAAAGCAGUUCCGAUUUAUCCAUUCAACGCGUCAUAGAGACUCAUAUCAGAACAGAAUGCAACGAUUUAUAUGAAUGCAUACAGAGCCUCGAGUGGUUGUUAAAGUAUAUAUGAUAGCUUGUAUUAGCUACCAGGAAAAGGAUCAUAAACAUCAAUUCCCAUUCUGCUCGCUGACUCAUUCAUCAUAAUACAAGGUUGAAAGGUGACCAAGUUGACCUUUCUACAAGAAUUGAUCAUUAUCUCAUAGGUAACAAAAAAAUUCGAUUCUUUUUCUCACUGUAAGUAAGUAUAGAAUGAAUACUUCUCAUAAACUUUGGAAAACAUUCAUAUUCAUAUUCACAGUCCUUAUUUUUAACCAAUACCCUAAAUUUGGUUGAUUCAACCAUUGUUUUUAAGUUUGCUACUAUGUAGCAAUGAGAAGCUUAUGUAAAAAAAAGCAAUU
Messenger RNA from Humulus lupulus (European hop), 2119 nucleotides. Its product is annotated as cyclin-SDS. NCBI's taxonomy places the organism in Eukaryota, Viridiplantae, Streptophyta, Magnoliopsida, Rosales, Cannabaceae. Gene Ontology annotation, cellular component: cyclin-dependent protein kinase holoenzyme complex; nucleus; cytoplasm. Bases 13 to 1791 code for a protein of 592 amino acids. The transcript is spliced from 7 exons. Gene Ontology annotation, molecular function: cyclin-dependent protein serine/threonine kinase regulator activity. The record is from RefSeq and is a predicted model, not a curated record. Gene Ontology annotation, biological process: mitotic cell cycle phase transition; regulation of cyclin-dependent protein serine/threonine kinase activity.